Messenger RNA from Gastrolobium bilobum, 483 nucleotides. Its product is annotated as secreted RxLR effector protein 161-like. The record is from RefSeq and is a predicted model, not a curated record. The transcript has a single exon. Bases 1 to 483 code for a protein of 160 amino acids. Lineage: Eukaryota; Viridiplantae; Streptophyta; Magnoliopsida; Fabales; Fabaceae.
AUGGAAAAUCCUACAGAAAUACAUUUGUUGGCUGCCAAGAGAAUCCUUCGAUACUUGCAAGGAACAAGAACUUUCGGGAUAUUUUACAAGAAGGGUGUAAAAUCUGAUUUAGUGGGAUUUACUGACAAUGAUUAUGCAGGAGAUCAAGAUGACAGGAAGAGCACAUCAGGUUAUGUUUUUAUGAUUGGUACAGGUGCUAUUUCUUGGGCAUCGAAGAAGCAACCAAUUGUCACUUUGUCAAGCACAAAAGCUGAAUUUGUUGCUGCUACAGCUUGUGCAUGCCAAGCCAUUUGGCUAAGGAGAAUUCUUGAAGAACUUCACUUCAAGCAAGAAGGAGCAACUUUAAUUUAUUGUGACAAUAAUUCUGCAAUUAAAUUGUCAAAGAAUCCAAUUUUACAUGGGAGAAGCAAGCAUAUAGAUGUGAAGUAUCAUUUCUUAAGGGAUCUUACAAAGGCUGGUAUAAUUGAUCUUAUUUUUUUGUAG